This is a messenger RNA of Leptopilina boulardi, 3237 nucleotides long. RefSeq names its product tyramine beta-hydroxylase (gene Tbh). Gene Ontology annotation, molecular function: copper ion binding; dopamine beta-monooxygenase activity. The coding region runs from base 748 to 2535 and encodes 595 amino acids. Gene Ontology annotation, biological process: norepinephrine biosynthetic process; dopamine catabolic process; octopamine biosynthetic process. The transcript has 10 exons. NCBI's taxonomy places the organism in Eukaryota, Metazoa, Arthropoda, Insecta, Hymenoptera, Figitidae. The record is from RefSeq and is a predicted model, not a curated record. Gene Ontology annotation, cellular component: secretory granule membrane.
AUUAUUGUUUUCUGCAAUUUCUACGCCUCCAGUCGACUUUGAAAUUGGUACAAUUAACGUUUAGUCACGUUUCAUUUUUAUUAAUUUCUUUUUUUUUAUAUUUUUUCUUUUUUCUUUUUAUUUUACUUUUUUUUUAUUAUUUUUUUUUUAUCAUUACAUUAAUUUUCCCCACCAAUGAAAAAAAGGAAGAAAUUCCCGAAAUUUUACAAAUUCUUUUGUUGGAUGAUGAUUCUGCGCGCUUUUCACGGUGCAAAGCGUUCGCGCAAAAUAAUCCCCCAUAAUAUUUUGUGCCUCGAGGUGAUAUUCCUCUUGGCUUUCUUAUUUUAGUACAAAUCGAACAAUCCCCGUGAAUUUAACCGGAAGUGGAAAAUUGAAAUUUUUUUUUUUUUAUUCAACGAAUUAGUAAAAAAAAAAAUUAAAAAAAAACAAUGUAAAUAAAUAAAGUGCUAACAUAUAUUAAAACAUAAAAAAAAAAAAAAAUUAAAAGAAGAAAAAAAUUAUUUAUUAUAAAUUAUAAUUAUUUAUAGUGUGUAAAAGUAACAAAUAAUAAAAAGAAAUUAUAUUUUAUAUAAUAAAUAAAAAAAAAUAAAUUAUCGUUAAAGAGAAUAUUAAGAAUAUGUAAUAUUUAAUAUUAAAAAAAAAAAUUAUUUAAAAAAAAAAAUAUUUUAUCAGAAGGAAAAAUUGAAUUGAAUUAAUUUUUUUUUUUUUGUGAAAAAAAUUUUCAAUAAAAAAUAAAAUUAGUGUAAAAUGAAAUUAUUAAUAAUUGCAACGUUAUUAAAAAUUGUUUUAUCACAAAUGCAUCAACAUCAUUCAAUGGGAAUUCACUUUAAUGACAAUCAAAAAAAUCAUGUUUAUACUGUUCCCCUUGGUUCCGAGGCGACUUUUCAUUGGAGAGUCGAUUUAAUUGGUGAAAAAAUAAUUGCUGAAGUUCAUUAUAUGGGUGAAGAAAAUUCAUGGUUUGCAAUAGGAUUUUCAAAUUAUGGAGAAUUAAAACCAGCUGAUUAUUGUAUCAUUUGGAUGGACUGGCAUCGUGAUGUAAAAAUUCAGGACGCAUGGGCAAAUGAGGAUGGAUCAAUUAAUUUAGAUACACAGCAGGACUGUGAAAAUUUUGCCGUUCGAAGAAGAGGAAACAUUACAAAAUUUACUUUUACUAGAAAAUUCGAUACUUGUGAUAAUCAUGAUUACAUUAUAGAGAGAGGUACUACUCAUAUGGUUUGGCUGAAGGGUCGUGGACCCCUAUCAUCAUUGGCUGGCCUAACAAUUGAUGACGCCAAAAGUUCAGGCAUGUCAAGAACCGAAAUGUUAAGAAGAAUUCACAAAAAACCCACAUUUCCUGAAAAUACUUGGAAUUUUGAAAUUUUAAAUGACAAUGUCAAAGUUCCCCACGAUGAGACAACAUACUGGUGUCGAGUUCAUAAAUUAUCACCAGAAUUAAGUGAAAAACAUCAUAUUUUACAAUUUGGUCCAGUAAUACAAAAGGGAAAUGAACAUUUGGUUCAUCAUAUGGAAGUUUUUUAUUGCGCAGGACAGGCCGAUUUGGAAAUUCCUUUAUACAAUGGACCAUGUGAUAGUGCGGAUCGUCCUCAAAAAACACAAAUUUGCAAAAAAGUCUUAGCCGCUUGGGCAAUGGGAGCAGAUGCAUUUGUUUAUCCCGAAGACGCUGGAUUGUCAAUUGGAGGUGAAAAUUUUAAUCGUUACGUUAUGCUCGAAGUGCACUAUAAUAAUCCCGAAUUACUCGAAAAUAUGAUCGAUUCAUCGGGUAUACAAUUUUUCCUCACAAAAACACUAAGAAAAUAUGACGCAGGUGUUAUGGAAUUAGGUUUGGAAUACACGGACAAAAUGGCAAUUCCACCCCAACAGGAAGCCUUUCCCUUAUCGGGACAUUGUAUAAUGGAAUGUACUGGUGUUGGUUUACCUCAAAGUGGAAUAAAAAUUUUUGGCUCUCAAUUACAUACACAUUUGACGGGAACAAAAGUUGUCACACGUCACGUGCGAAAUGGCGAGGAAUUACCGCUAUUAAAUUACGAUAAUCAUUAUUCGACGCAUUUUCAGGAAAUUCGACUUUUACCGGAACAUGUGACUAUUUUACCGGGCGAUUCUUUAAUAACUACGUGUACCUAUAAUACAAUGACAAGAAAUAACAUAACUCUUGGAGGAUUUGCAAUAUCCGACGAAAUGUGUGUUAAUUACAUUCAUUAUUAUCCGAAUACUCGUCUUGAGGUUUGUAAGAGUGCCAUUAGCGAUGACGCAUUAAGGACAUAUUUUCGCUAUAUGCACGAAUGGGAAAAUCAAGGAACAAGCAAUGAGAAAGGAAUUUCGGAGAAUUAUCAGAGCAUCGAAUGGACUCGUGUUAGAACAGCUGCCUUACACGAUCUUUAUGAAGCUGCACCUCUUGGAAUGCAAUGUAACGGUUCAGAUGGAUCACGAUUACCCGGAUUGUGGGACAAUAUUGGGGCAACACCGGUACGAUUACCAUUGCCGCCACCAGCACGAGAUUGUCCUGAAUUAGAAAAUGAAAAUAAUUUCGAAAUUUAAUGUACAAAAAAAAAAAAUUAUUAUUAUUAUUAUAAACAAAUACAAAUUUAAACAUAUGUAUUUGGUUUAAAUAAUUAUAUAUAUAUAUAUAUUAAUUGUUAGUAAUAAAGGAAAUUUUUCCUGGACAAAAAUCCUUAAAAUUUUUUUUUUUACAAGUUUAUAAAUUUUUAUAUAUUUUACUUAGUAAUUUUUUUUUUUUUAAUCUUUUUUUUUGGCAGUACAUCCUUCUUUCCGCGAUAGUAAAGUUGAUUUUCUUCUGUGAUGUGCAAUAACAAUCUCAUAUUGCGGAAAAUCAGUAAUAAUAAUAAUAAUUAUAAUAAAAAUCAUAAAAAUAAUAAUAAUACAAUAAUAGUAAUAAUAAUAAUAAUAAUAAUAAUAAUAAUAAUAAUAAUAAUAAUACAAUAAUAAUAAUACAAUAAUUAUAAUAUUAUAAUAAUAAUAAUAAUAAUACAUGUACAAUAUAUAUUUAAUGCUCUAAUAUCAUAUUCGUGAUGGUUAAUCGUCUUUACACUUCGCGAAAAUGUACAAAAAAUGCGCGCACAUUUUCUCGAAAUUUGUUUUUAAUAAAAAAAUUAAAAACAAAUUUCCAAGAAUGUGCGCACAAUAAAGAAAAAUAUUUCGUAUGUAAUAUUGAUAUUACAUUACCUAUACAAAAAGGCGGUUUUUUUUUUUUUUUUUUUUUUUGGAUCACGCACAUUACCA